AUGACACCUGUUGUCUUCAAGAAAAAUGGCUAUCAAUUCUGUCAUAAAUGCAAGCAUAUGAGGCUUUUCCAUUUCUCUGCCACAUUUUAUGAUGAAUAUCAUAUUGUAAAUACUCCUCAUUUUGCUGAGUCGGUGACAGAAGGUGAUAUUAUUUGGGUGAAAGCUGUGGGUGAUGCUGUUGCUGUUGAUGAUGUUAUUGCUGAAAUUGAAACUGAUAAGACGACGAUUCCAGUACCAGCUCCAGUGAGUGGCAUCAUUGAGGAAUUUUAUGUCGCUGAUGGUGACAAGGUUGAAGCUGAGCAAAAACUCUUCAAAAUUAAGCUAACUGAUGGUAGCGCAGCUCCUGCACCAGCACCAGCUCCUGCUGCUGCAGCUGCAGCCCCAACACCAGAAGCUCCAGCUGCAGCAACUCCAACUCCAACAGCAACUCCUCCACCUUCUUCAGGGCCAAUUCCUACAAGUCCUCCACCUGUACCUCCAGUGCCUGCUCAACCGAUGACAAGUACUCCUGUGUCUGCAGUGCAGAUUGCGCAGCCUGCUGCAGCUCCUGCGACUGCAGUUUCUUCACGGACUGAACAGCGGGUUAAAAUGAGUCGCAUGAGGCAAAAAAUUGCCCAUCGUCUAAAAGAUGCCCAGAACACAUGUGCCAUGUUGACUACCUUUAAUGAAAUCGAUAUGAGGUAA
Messenger RNA from Acanthosepion pharaonis, 684 nucleotides. The record is from the annotation of a GenBank genome assembly. Lineage: Eukaryota; Metazoa; Mollusca; Cephalopoda; Sepiida; Sepiidae.